CAGGUUGUCCAAGAGUACGAACGUGCUGUUAUCUUCCGUCUCGGUAGAUUACUGUCCGGAGGAACCAAGGGACCAGGUAUCUUCUUCGUUCUACCUUGCAUUGAUAGCUACACAAAGGUUGACUUGAGGACCGUUUCAUUCGAUGUUCCACCGCAGGAGGUCCUCACAAAAGACAGCGUGACGGUCUCAGUAGACGCCGUGGUCUACUAUCGAGUCAGCAACGCAACCGUCUCCGUCGCCAACGUUGAAAACGCUCAUCACUCGACGAGACUGUUAGCCCAGACAACGCUUCGAAACGUUUUAGGUACUAAAAAUCUGUCUGAGAUUUUGGCCGAAAGGGAAUCUAUUUCUAGUUCUAUGCAGGAAGCGCUAGAUGAUGCGACGGAGCACUGGGGGAUAAUGGUGGAACGAGUAGAAAUCAAGGACGUGAGACUGCCCAUACAACUACAAAGAGCUAUGGCUGCAGAAGCUGAAGCAACGAGAGAAGCAAAAGCUAAGGUAAUAGCAGCAGAGGGAGAGAACCAGGCGGCCUAUGCUUUGAAAGAGGCUUCAGACAUCAUCAACGAAUCAUCAUCGGCCCUUCAACUCCGCUACCUCCAAACUCUGAACACAAUCUCUGCCGAGAAAAACUCCACCAUCAUUUUUCCACUACCGAUCGAACUCUUGUCCUACUUCAUGAACAAGAAUAACUAG
This is a messenger RNA of Helobdella robusta, 693 nucleotides long. RefSeq lists its product as hypothetical. Gene Ontology annotation, cellular component: plasma membrane. NCBI's taxonomy places the organism in Eukaryota, Metazoa, Annelida, Clitellata, Rhynchobdellida, Glossiphoniidae. The transcript has 6 exons. The record is from RefSeq and is a predicted model, not a curated record. The annotation marks the transcript as partial.